AUGCGAACCUUCUUCAACAAGCCUGCAUGGGCAGCCAAAGGAGGUGGUACUACCAAUGAAUUCUAUCGACGGUCUGAACAAACCUAUUCCGACAUUGUUGCGGCCAGUCGAGAGGCACACAAAAAACCCAGAAAUCUCCCGGAAGCGAAUGAAAACAGCAGCAUUAUGUCCAAUGAAGUGACUAAACGUUCUAAGCGCCGACGUCUGUCGGAUGAUCAAAACGAGGAUGCAGCUACUCCUUCUGUGCCACUUGACGAACAGGACAAGGGCAAUGUGAAAGAAGAUAUCCCCCUUCCCGCUUGCCUCGAAGAAUUACCGAAUGCACCAGUGACACCACAACAUCAUGAAAACGAAGACACCAGAGUAUUCCCUCCAGGUGUAACAGAUCCCUGCUUAUCAAACAAACUGUCAAUGAACCGUGCAGAUCAGUCUGCACCAGCCAGCCCGCCAUCCCACCCCUCAGCUCGCUCAAUAGCUGUCGGAGAGAAUGAACCCCGCUCUGCUUUAUCCCCAUCCCGCAAGUCCCCUCAGCCCUCCAAGCCACCCGAGCCCUCAGUGGAAGACCCGGUCGUCCAAAUUCUCAUCACUUCUGAAAUUCCAAACACCAAACCGUUGCUUGUCCAUCGAAAAAUGUCACAGGGGCUUCGGGAGGUGCGUCUAGAAUGGUGCAAACGCCAAGGACUCACAGCGGGGGCAAAGUCGCCUGUUUACCUAACCUGGCGAGAUCGACGGCUAUUUGAUGUGACAACUUGCAGGACCUUGGGGAUCAAACCGGAAAAUAACACUCGAGCGCUCUUAGAGAUGGAUGAUGAUAUUCUUACAGGCCCAAAAGAAUUGCGAAUUCAUAUGAAAGCCGUGACAGAUGACCUUCUUUUGCUCAACCGGUCUGGCUCUUAUGCUGAGGUGGGCCAGCCGUCUCCAGCUCCACUGAGCCCCGGCAACCAACCAAAUGAAGAGAAUGAACCGAUGAAAUUGACUUUCCGCAGCCCGGGGCUGAACGACUUGAAGAUCAAAGCAAGACCUAAGAUACGAGUGUCUAAGCUUAUAACCGUAUUUAGAGAUAGCCAGAAACUCUCGGCAGAUCAAGACAUAUCUCUUAUAUUUGACGGUGAUCCAUUGGACCCAAGCACUUGUCUUGGUGACCACGAUAUUGCAGAUCUUGAUUUGGUGGAUGUGCAGAUCAAACCACAAAUCUAG
Messenger RNA from Penicillium pulvis, 1197 nucleotides. RefSeq names its product small ubiquitin-related modifier domain-containing protein. Lineage: Eukaryota; Fungi; Ascomycota; Eurotiomycetes; Eurotiales; Aspergillaceae. The transcript has a single exon. Bases 1 to 1197 code for a protein of 398 amino acids. Gene Ontology annotation, molecular function: protein binding. The record is from RefSeq and is a predicted model, not a curated record.